AUGUCCAAGAACCUUUUAAAUCUCGCACUCAUCUCCCUUGCGACUCUCUCGCCCCAGGUUCUCGCUUCGUAUAACCAAACAGGAUGCUUCUCUAGCCCCGGCGAUCUAACACUGGCCGCUACCUUUGCAUACAUGUCCAUCGGAUACUGCGAACAACAAUGCGGAGCGAAGAAUUCCGUGGCCGCCGUCCAAGGCAGUGAUUGCUACUGCGGGAAGAGCCUCCCCCCAUCUGAUACCCGGGUGUCCGACAAAGAAUGCGAUAUGGCUUGCCCAGGCUAUCCCGCUGACUUCUGCGGCGGCUCCAAAACCUGGACUGUCAUGGCGGAUCGCACCCUCGUCUCCAACGACGGUAACUCCAAGGACACCACCUCCCUGACCGUCAACCCGACCGUCGUGCAAACAGCGACCGCUAUCCUCCCCGGCCAGAAUGGGAAGGGCAUGGAUUCCACCGCGACUAUUCCCGCCGACAUCCUGACCGCGCCGUCCGCCUCGUUCACGAAGCACCCAGGCGUCGCGGACGCCACACCUGCUGCGUCCUCGUCGACAGCUGCGUCCUCCAGCUCUGCCCCAUCCAGUGCAGCAUCGCCAUCCGCUAGCUCUGGGGCCGCAGGGAUCCUAGGCGCUGGCUCGGUUUUGGGGGCGGCUUUGGUCCCAUUGGCUAUGUCUUGGUUCUAA
Messenger RNA from Aspergillus clavatus NRRL 1, 675 nucleotides. RefSeq names its product WSC domain-containing protein. The coding region runs from base 1 to 675 and encodes 224 amino acids. Lineage: Eukaryota; Fungi; Ascomycota; Eurotiomycetes; Eurotiales; Aspergillaceae. The record is from RefSeq and is a predicted model, not a curated record. Gene Ontology annotation, cellular component: plasma membrane. The transcript is spliced from 2 exons.